GACACUUACUAGCGAUAUACGCUCCGUUAGGUGGCAGUUGGAGCGCCCGAAAAAAAAAAAAGUAAUCGAUGCUCGUGAAGAGGAGCGUGAUUUAUUUAUUGCUCAAUGGACCAUAAGCUGUGCUGGCACCUGGCAUUCUUUCUGUUCGUAGCCUUGCCAAAAGAUAUUGCAGCGAUUGGGCAACAGGCACAUCGUAAGAAUGAAAAAAAGGAACACAUCGGGUGGCCAAGAUCGGGAACAGUCGAGUGGGAUCACUUCCGAAGGCACGCAUUAUUCAAUAUUUUCACCGUAACGUAGUCCGUGUAAAUGGAAAUGGAGCAGCGGCAAGACAUCGGACGUAUUUUGUAUGGUGGCUCCUGGAAGACUGCUUGAUCACGAAGUAGCGUUCCGAGCAACGCUAAGUUUCAUUCCUUCCAUUAAAAAGAGUAACUGAAUCCUUUUCAGCUCUUAGGGCGACCAGGAAGUUCCCGUACGAGUUGCUUGGGUAUCUAAUCCUCUUGUACUUGGCUCCUCUGUUACUGAGGAGCACGCAUGAGAGCCGGUGCACGUACUUCAUCUUGGUGUCCUGGUGCUGGUGGCUGCUGAAGACCGUCUCUAAGCCGGUAGCAGCCAUCUUUCCCAUCGCUGUGUUCCCGAUCUUUGAUGUCCUGACGGUGGAUCAGUUAUACGGAGAGUAUUUUUCGCUGGAAGGCAUUUCAUUAAUCGCCGUCCUGUGUCUGGCAACUGUGGGCGACACAAUCACAACCUUUAUUCCGCGCCUUGCCUUUCACACCUGCAUCCUGUUCGGCGUCCGCUUGCGCCGCCUUUUCGUCGUUCUGUCGCUCGGUGCCUUCGUCGGAGCUCUCUUCAUCUCAAACUUCAUCAUCGCCGUCGCCAUUAUGUUCAUCGUGGACAAAGUAAUCCGUCUGGCUCACAAGGAGGCGGCCAAAAACUUGGGAAACAUAUCGAGCAGAAGGGGAUCCAGGAGGUCUGUUGAGAGGCUUAGCGUGCUUAGCGUAGAUACGGACCUUUUGAUGGCAAGGCUGGCAUCGAGCGUGAAGUCUCUGCACAUGGUGGAAGAGGAAAAGAAGAAACAGUUAAGCAAGGCGAGACGUCAGCGUCGAUCAAGUAGCCUUAAAGGAGGUCCGCAGAAUGCUACCGAUGCUGGCAAAAGGGUGGCACCGAAGCGAAUGCACAGUAGAAACACCUCACCGACUCGAAUAAAGUCUAACACGCUGGGGACGAAGCCUUACAAGUCUGCUGCACAGCUUGGCGGAAAGUUAAAUGAACCGGACGCGGUGGAGAGACGUCGUGCCGAACACAGCCUGGACAUCUUGAUGCCACCCGUCAUGGACAAGAGACGUGCCUCUGUUGGUUUUGCACGGCUCAGAGGGAUCAGCAUUCCAUCGUUAGGUGACACCAAGGAAACUACGCAACCCGGCGACAAAAUGGCGGACACAGCACCAGUUACGAAGACGUCGGACAUCCCUGGCGUUCCCGGAAGAAACCGCAGGCCAUCUAUCAUGAAGACUUGUGGGCUCGCAGGUAAGAGGCGAUCUAUACAAAUGCACCGGAGGUUAUCUGUCCUGGAGUUCGAGGCACACAUGGCCGCCCAGGACGUGAAAGACGCCCAUCAGAGUUCCUUAGAUGUGGGCUCUCAAAGAAAGAAGAAACCGCACAUUCUAUCCAGUCUCUACGGCGUACCCGUCACUGCACAGGUUGGUCUGAGCGACAAGAGCGUAGGUGACCAUAUCCAACUUGAAGACGAAUACGAAAGAAUUUACCUGGCAGCCAGGAACGCCUUCUUAAUCGCUCCUACGUUGAUGACUGUGACGGGGACUUGGCCCAGCUUCUGGACGCAGCCUGCAAUUGGAGCCUUCGAAACCUACUUUCCCGUGUUAAGUAUCUGGAGGACACCAUACAUGACGACUGUCGUAGGUAUUCUUGUGCUGAUUGGUUCUCUUCUGUCGUCUACUCUCGGCUGCAUCUUCCUCUACGCCGUAAAUCUGCAUCAACUCGAGCCCGAACUGGAAGCAGACUUGGGACCUGAAGUCGUUCAAUACGCUAGUAAGAAGCUGGAGGAAGUUGGGCCACCAAGGCGUGAAGAACUGGUCUUCUUCUGUUGGCUUGCGGCAUACAGCGUUUGCUUCGUCGUCCGCGCAUCAUUGAAUGUUGACGCAAGCGAAGGACAAAUGUGGAUAUUGACCAUGAUUAUGGUGAUGACAUCGGCGUUUGCUUCCCUCUUCAACCCUGAUAUGAUGACACGCAACGUUAUCUGCGGAAAGAUGCCCUGGAAUGUUGUCGUCAUCUUUGGCGGCGCAAGGGCUAUCACCAGGGCAUUCAAGGUGAACAACCUAGUCGGGGUUCUUUUCAGCUUCUUCGAUGCUGAGUUUUGGAGAACACGAUCAUCAAUUGUGAGCCAGAUCUACCUGUCGACGCUCUCGGGAAUAUUGGCCGAAAUGAUCAACAAUGCCACACUGAGCCAACUUCUCAUGCCGGUGCUAUUCAAUAUUGCAGCCACACGAGAUGAACAUCCUUUGUAUUACGCCAUCCCCGUCUCGCUGGCAGCCUCCUCCAACCUCAUCUUACCCAUCUCUUUGCCUCUCAUUAUCUUACACGAUACCAUAGACAUUCCUAUGCAACAACUGGUGGUUGCUGGAGUGACCAUGAAGGUAAUCGCCGUGGCAUCUACGAUCACCUUCAUGAACAUGAUGGGAAAUCAAUUCUUCCGUUGGUCCGACGACGCAAACCCGCCUACGAAUUUAACCCACAAUGACAGCACCGCUUAUGGAAUAUCAAUUUGAUAUCAGCUUGAUGUCGGAAGUACUAUGUUUACUAUUGAAAUUAGCCUGAUCUUUACGUGAUACAACAUCUGGAGUUAUGUUAC
Molecule: messenger RNA, 2866 nt
Organism: Ornithodoros turicata
Lineage: Eukaryota; Metazoa; Arthropoda; Arachnida; Ixodida; Argasidae
Exons: 17
Coding region: 879-2783 (634 amino acids)
Biological process (GO): transmembrane transport
Cellular component (GO): membrane
Molecular function (GO): transmembrane transporter activity
Source: RefSeq, a predicted model, not a curated record